Messenger RNA from Podarcis lilfordi (Lilford's wall lizard), 39734 nucleotides. The record is from the annotation of a GenBank genome assembly. Lineage: Eukaryota; Metazoa; Chordata; Lepidosauria; Squamata; Lacertidae.
GCGCCGCCAUUUUGUGAGUCUAUAUAACACGUAGCCGUUGAGCCCGCUCCUGCUAUUCCAGCGCGUCCAGCUCCGCUUCCCUUUCGGGUCGCCUUCGUGUGCCAUGGACGGGUGAGCGGAAGGGAAGGGGGCGGUUUGUGAGGGAAAAUCACCUCAGGGAAAGAGAGAAGGGGGGAGGGGCGGUUGAAAAGGGGGCGAAAGCCAAGCGCGGAGCUCGAACCCGGUUCCGUGAGGGGGCGAAAACUAGGCCUCGCUUCCCCAGCCCUAAAAGUUGAGGCGAAUGCCUUUUCUGAGGUAGAAAGUGAAAUAUAUGAGGGGGCGGGGAGGGGGAGAGAAGGGGAGCGGGCACGCGCACGCGCGCCACCGUCCCCCCUCCUCUUUUGAAAGUUCCGUAUGCGCGCGCAUAUGCACUCCCCCCCCGCCCCCCGCGAAAGUUCUAACCGGCGCGCGCGCGCCCCCGCAACCGCGUUCCCGAUCUGUGAACGUUCUGAAGCGGCGAGGGGGGCGAGCGCGCUCCCGCGGCAACGUUCGGUGCGCGCGCGCGCGGCCCGCAACUCAACGUUCUAAAGUUCUUCUCUGCUCCUCCGAAUAAAGUGGGGGGGGGGCGGCGGCGGCGGAAGAAGGCGCAUGCGCUUCAGCGCCCACCUAACCAGCUCCGUGGAUGCUCGAUCCCGUCUGUGUUUCAAACCCACCCGUGAAACUUUGUUCCCAAGUGUCUUGUGUCUGCUGCCUCGAGCUAAGUCGCCUCUUAGCCACGCCCUCUUUUUUUCUUUCUCUUUCCUUCCUCUUUCUUACUCUGCCCCCCCCCAGACUUUUUUUUGGGGGGGGGGUUAUAUGUGCAUCCCCUCCAACGUUUCUCCCCUGAAAAUAGGGACGUCCUAUUCCAUCCCCUCCAAUGUUUCUCCUGUGAAAAUAGGGACGUCCUAUUCCAUCCCCUCCAACAUUUCUCCCCUGAAAAUAGGGGCGUCCUAUUCCAUCCCCUCCAACGUUUCUCCCCUGAAAAUAGGGACGUCCUAUUCCAUCCCCUCCAACAUUUCUCCCCUGAAAAUAGGGGCGUCCUAUUCCAUCCCCUCCAACGUUUCACCCAGAAAAUAGGGGCGUCCUAUUCCAUCCCUCCAACGUUUCUCCCUGAAAAUAGGGACGUCCUAUUCCAUCCCUCCAACGUUUCUCUCCUGAAAAUAGGGACGUCCUAUUCCAUCCCCUCCAACGUUUCUCCCCUGAAAAUAGGGACGUCCUAUUCCAUCCCCUCCAACGUUUCUCACCUGAAAAUAGGGACGUCCUAUUCCAUCCCCUCCAACGUUUCUCCCCUGAAAAUAGGGACGUCCUAUUCCAUCCCCUCCAACGUUUCUCCCCUGAAAAUAGGGGCGUCCUAUUCCAUCCCCUCCAACGUUUCUCCCCUGAAAAUAGGGGCGUCCUAAGGAACAGCGGUACAUUCCAUAAUUUCAUCAGAAACCGGGAGGGCUUCUAUGAAUACAGUAGUGUCCCUGGAAAAUAGGGGCACUUGUAGGGUCUGCUUAUGCCUCUUAAAGAUGCAAGGACCCUUAACUAGGGGGUAUGUCCCACUGAACUUUGAUGCACUCGGGCUUGGCCUUCUGUUGCAAGAAUAUGUGCUCUAUCUCAUGAAUGAACCCAAAAUCACAUGAGACGGUUGUGAAAGGCCUUUGAGCGAUCUAAAAGAAAAAGGGAAGUCCGUGUGUGCAGUGUUGCACGUGGGUUAAAAAGAGAAGUUGGGGAGUGUGGAGAAGCCACAAGUCUAGCAAAGGGCAGUGGGCGCUUGGGCAACAGAUUUGAGCACUGUAGAGGGUUGGGCUGGAUGACCCUCGUGGGAUAUUUCCGGCAACUACACGGAGAUGUUUGGGAUUGAUCCUGGCACCUUCUGCAUGUGAAGCAGCCGCUCUCCUGUUGAGCAAUGGCCUUUCCCGGGAAGCAAUGGCGGCUGGGAAUAAAGCUGUGUGAACUGAGCGUUGGGUGUGGAAGAAGAAACAAGGGUUUGCAAAACUGUGAAAGGAUGAAGAGGGGAAAUCUAGGGGGGUUGUCUCUUCAGACACCCUUUAAUGUACUUAGGGAACAAUUAGUGGUUUGGAUUAUCCUCAUUAGCCAGAUACAGAGUAUACCUUUCACUCCCCAUGCCCCUAUGUUUCCCAUAUUUUCUGUACUCUCCCUUCUCUGAAUUACAGCUUUGCAGGCUGCUGCCUUCCUUCGGUCGACUUGCUUCAAGCACCCCAUUCUAUGGGUCAGGGUAGCUGCCUCCUCCUUCCCACAACUUACAUUUAUGAAGCUUGUGUUGUGCUUCUCCCCCACUUCCUAUCCUUAUCUGAAAGCACAUUUUCUCUCGCUUCUGAACCGCCCCUUCUCCAACGCCUUCUCCCUGGGUACCUGAAGUGUUUGGUUGUGACCCUCUUGCCUCAGUCUCUUAAGUGCGCCCUGGUGAAAGAAUGUACUAAAAACACUGUUCACCUCUCCCUUACUGCCAGGAUAGAUGAGAACUUUAAACUCAUUCCCUCGCAAAGGAGUUCCAUUAUCAGCAUACUUUUCUGGAGAUCAUUGAUUGACCUUGGGUCAACUUUGUAGAUAGUUUUUCUCAUUGCCUUGCUGGCAAGCACGUAACUGUCUAGGCAACCUGGUUGCAGUACUUUGCAACACGGGCAGCCCAGUUUGCAAGAUAUCUCCCCCCCCCCCCCCGACUAGAACCCUGAAGUCUAUCAAACAGGAGUAAUAUACUUCCAAAACAUUCAACAAUGGAGGCGCAGAGGGCGAUUGGCAAAGUCAAUGGAGAAAAUUGAAAAAAGCGCAGCGGAAGCCAUUCGACUUCCGAGGCGCAUUCGAAAACUGAAACAUUUACUUCCGGGUUUUUGGCAUUCAAAAACCAAAACGUUCGGCUUCCAAGGUUCUCAUAAACCGAGGUACCACUGUACUAAUAAUUAAGGAACAGGCCGUGUUCGAAAUUCCCCAGGCAUGUUUUGCUACUGACACGCGUCCAGUUGCAACAGCAUGGAGAUUUCUGGGUGUCAUGUUGGUGACUGACAUCGCCAUUGAGCCACCUGACUCACGCACAGUCCUCCAUCCACACAUCAAGGAAAAUUAAGUGCAGGGCUGAGUACAGAUAAUUUGACUAUGUUGCAGCGUUUCCACAAGCUACCCAAAUGGAACUCAGACCACAGUUCAAAAACCUCUGCCUUAGUCAUAAGUUAAUACCAUUUCCAUUUCCACUGUGUGAGUUACUCCUCCUUGCAUACUGAGACACCCUUAUGUACUCCUUUGCUUAGCUUUUGGGGGGGAAAAGGAUACUCCAUUUUAACCCUUGCUUGUUUGCAAAUGAAAGUUUUUGUGCAGUUUCAUUGCUUCCCUGUCUGCUACUUAAUUCUAGUUUUCUAGUUUAUUCUUCAUGUGGCUUUACCUUCUGUUGUGUGAGUGCCCAUUCAAUGUCCCAAAGGCUGUUCCCUCCAGCUUCCUCCCACUUUGAGAGUGUCAGGAAGUUUCCCCCUUGUUUUUCUCUGCAUUGCAAAAAAAGGCUUGCUGGGAAGGUCCUAUUUCUGCCACACCCUUCCAUUUACCUAGAAAAUGCUUCCUCCUAUAAUUUGCAUGCAAAUCUAAGUUUCCCCUGCAGGCGUAGUUGGGUGGGGAUGUGUUGCCUAGGUGUGGAGAGCAAUGUAUGCCUGGGACUUCUGCUUUUCUUUUGAGUCACCUUUUAAAGGUGACCUUGAGAACCACAAUAAACUAGUCAGUAUAUUGUCCUGGCAGUUCCUGUCCUCCGAAACUGUUCUGUUAUUCCGUUUUGGUUCAGAGGUUGAACAAGGGUAAGUUAUAAUUCUGAGCCAGAAAUCAGACUUCUUGGGCGCCAGCCCUGUAUAGAGCUGGAAGAAAGAAAAUAUCGCAUCCGAGUGCCACUUUAAAAUUCCAGUGUGACUGGGUGCACGAAAGUAUUUCAGCCCUGGUGCCAUGUCGCAAAAAAAAAAUUCUGUCUCAGUUGUCAAUCAGUUGAUUUCAACUUCUGUUUCCUAUUGAUGGGGUGAAUGUUUUUCCCACACACACAGUCCUUGGUGAAUGUGGAAGGAAUAUCCAAUAAAAACAAGGAAUAUUUUCAGAUAAAUGGGAAUAGGUUCCUGAAACCCUUCUCUAUCUUGAGCUCCUGUGACCAGUUCUGGUGGUCCCUUACUCAGCGGGAGAGCAACACCAUUCAGCUGUACUCCCAAGCCUGGAUCACAUUGUCUGCUGUCCAAUAGAGCCUCUUAUCUUGUCAGGAAUGAACCUCAACUUAUUAGACCAAAUCAAAUACAUGAGUGUAUCUAGGCAAAUCAUUGAGGAUUUCCACGGCUUCACUGUGGCACCACAAAUAGAGCUGAGUAUUGGCAUAGUGAUGGCAUCCAGACACUCAGAUGACCCAAAACUUGCAUUCUGUUUGAUGCAGUUCUCUGUCUUUAAGAAGUGAUAAAGACCGGAAUAGCUGACUACCACUGAUAGAUGUAGUUUUGCAAAAAAAUAGUUUCCUGGUGGGAGGCAAAAUGUGGACUUCCUUUGCUAGGAAAUCUGUCGGUUAAAAUGCUGAGCUUAAGUUCUUUGGCUGGCAAAGUCCAUAUAUUAAGUUUCCUGUAAGUAUCUCCCACCAUCCCACUCCCAGCCUUGACUCUUCCACGGGAAAUAACUCCUUCAGUAUGUUCUGAUGGAGCUUGUCGAUUUGCCUCGAAGAUCACGCAAAAAGCUACAUAAAAUAUUUUCUAAGUAGCUAAUAACAAUUUCUCAUUAGGUAUUACUGAACCUAAUAGUUGCUCGGUUGUGAUCAGUUUAAAACCAUUGUCUCAACUUGCUGUGUAAAAAAAAAAAAUCAUUGAAUGAGCCUUUCCCCAGAGAAGCAGGAAGUAAGAGUCAUUGCUCUCAGAAUAACUUUUGAGAGUUAGUCUUGUCUUGGGAAUUUCCUCCUAUAGAUGAACAGAAGCAAAAUGGCUUUUCACUAACCCUGUAUUAUUAUUUUUUUGGCCUUAUACAAUUUGCAUGAUGACGAAGCAGUGAAAAGCAUCUCUUUGGCUGGGCUUCUCUGCUGAUUUCACAGAUGGGUUUAAUUAGUCCACUUGAACUAAGCAUUCAAGAUCUCAACAAAACCCAUCUGUCUCCGCUGGCAAUUCUAAACACCAGUGGGAUUGUAAAAAUUCUGCGUUCCCUCACUUGAGCUUUUUCUUUUCUUAAAAAAAAAAGUCAUUGGUUCGCAGUGGCAUUUGCUGCUAGCUUGUAGUACUCCUGGCCACUAGUCCUGAAUCAGACUUAAUGCCAGCUGUGAACUGCUGGGGGUGAGGAGUCAAAAGUUGGCUUUUGAAGAAGAAAUGCGCGGGCGGUUCGGGCAAGGGAACCCAGUGGUUUGCUGGGAUUAAACAGCCUGGCCUGGUUUCUUCGAAAUUGCCAAAUGAGAUCAAUUGAAGUGAGCAAGGGGAGUGGUGAAGUAAACCUUUCGUCUUAAAACUCUAGGUGUAUGGCAAUACGGCUGUCUGUCUGGCCCCCUUCACACAUAAACGCUAAGCUAAACCAUGGCUUGGUUUGAGCAAGCAGCCACUUGCUGCUGCGUUGAGCUAAGCCAUGGUUUGGCUACUGCGUUGUCCGAACCCAGGCUUCUGGUUGAGCACUCUCCAGAUGAACCCAUGCACUGCAACCAAGAUUUGUCCUGUGGUUUCCAGCUUGUGGUUUGGGUGGACUCGGCCAUGAGCCUGGAUUUCUCUGGCAUCCUGAGCCAGACGGUGGCCUAGUGCAACGGCAAAACAACCAGGGGAUAGACCCAUUUAAAUUCAUAGACUCAUAGAGUUAGAAGGGAUUCUGAGGAUCACCUGGUCGAAUCUGAAUAUGCAGCUGCCCCACAUGGGAAUCGAACCCACAACCUUGGCCUUGUCAGCACCACGCUCUUAACCAAUGCAACCAUGAUUGCCAUUCUGAGAGAACUAGCGGUUUGGGGUUGCCACCAUGUACUCUCAUUUUGUGAUCAUUCGUCUCUGAGGGACCUUACAACCUGCAGUGCGGCCCUGCUCAUUUUCCUUCUGUCUCUUGUGACUAACACUAGGGCUACCAGCAGCACUGCAGUCUUGAUAUGCUGGGCUGGGGGGAAGGGGUGAGGGAACAGAAAUAAUCUGUUGUGACAAGUACGGACCCCAUUGCUUAGGGAGCCCAAGCUCUAUAGUCAGGGCUGGAACGUUUCUUGAGUUCAGUAGUUUUCCCCCUUUGAUACAGUGGAAAAAGAUGGACUCAAUGAGAUUAGAGGACCUGAUUCUAGACAGGUAUUUAUAUCAAGGGUGUCUGCAGAAAGGGAUAAGAUCUCAAUGUCCCUUAAAGAGCAACUUACUAUCGUAUGCAUCAUUAAAUGCAAAAAACCUUGCUCCUCUAAGCUGGACAGAGCUGGGUGGAAGUACAAUUUGAAACAGUUCUUGUUUUCUUCACAGUAAUUAACAUAAACUAGCAAUUCUCCUUUUUGGGGGUGAAUUGCCACUAUGACUUACAGACUGAGAUGUGACUGCAUGUAACACAUCUGCCCUUUGACCUGGAAGUUGUGUUGUAUUCUUAGAAACAGCAAUCGCUUACCUUGUUACCCAUGCGCUUUGCUGUUGGAAGAAAUACAGUUUGCUGUCUCGUAAAUUUCUGAAUACCUUUGGCGCUUGGUUCCUCAUCACUAUUUUAAGCAUACAGAGUUUCUUGCUAAGAGUUGCAUAGUUGUUGUUGUUGUUUGUUUUUAUACUUCCUGUAUUUGAAAACCAAUCUAAUAUUUUGUGUCUUGUCCUUCUCUUACAGCAUUGUCCAAGAUAUAACAGUUGGUACAAAGGUAGGCCUUUUUCCUUUCUUUCAUUGCUUCAGCAAAUGUAUGUUGUCCUGUAAACCACCGCAUUCUUACAGAAACAAGCUGCUUUUAAAAGAAUUGGUGUUUUGCGACUUGUGUUACCUGGUACGAGGCUUAUAUAGUCGUUUCUACAUGUCUGUUGUGUAGGAACUGGAACACGCAACGGUAGGGAAACAUCUGGUGUGUUUUCAGGCACACAUUUCAGUGUGUUGAGCAAUUUGUGUUUUUGCUAGAACCCCAAGAUCCAUCAAAAGGUUCAAAAGACAUACACUUAGAAAUAAAGAAUUCUGAGCACAGGAAUUCGUUCAGAACAGCAUAACAUAAUGGUACUCAGUCUUUCUACAGAAAAAUGCACUUCUGGUUCACACACGCACACUCAGCUUCCUUAAUUUCAGCUGUAGAAUAUGAGAGCAGGGGUGUUUUGUUGCUAGUGUUAAAAGUCAGCAAUCCUUGCCAAUUUCCUCCUAAUCACAAGUCAUGCAUCCACUUCGCUCACUCUGAGUGGUCCUUGAAUGUUCUGUUGUAUGCAGGAUGUCCUUGGCAAUUCAUAGAUAGCUUGGUGAUUGAAAAUAUAAAACAACAUUGCUAUUAAAGAAGUGUGGUGAGAGAUCUGGACAUAUUUCUGCCUGAGAAAGAACGAGUCCCUAAUUUUAGGGACAACUCCAGCUGUCUUUGUGCACACCCCAGGCCUGUAUUGUAAAGUUGGUUUGCGAUUAAACCAUCACCUAUACCCUGGGAGCACAAUAACGCUUGGCCUUUUAUCCUGCUAGUUUCGACCCAGCCUUGAAGUAAAGCUUUUAUCUACAGAAAAUGGCAGUGGUAGGAACUGCAGUGGAGGCAGCAUAAAAGCUGAGACAGCACACCUCAAGGAAAGUAAAGGAUAGGAUGUGCUGCCUGAAAGGGAUGUAGUAAAAAUACAAGACUUAGCUACUGGCAGGAGUGUAAAGAUGUGUUCCUUACUUAGCUGAGAGGAGUGGCACCUAGUUUGCAACAGGCUCCUGUCUUUUAAGUUUGAAAUCUAAAGAAAAUUCUGCCCAGCGAGACCUCUGGUUUACUAAAGCUGGUUAAAAUCACAUCUGAAGGCAGGAGGGGGAUGAAUGUUCGGCUUGCUGUAAUCACAACUUGGAAAGGAGAUAGGAACCAGGAAGCACUGUUGACUUUAGAUCAUGGGAUGGGAGCUGUGCAGGCCUGUUAAAAUCCUAGGUGAUCAAACACUGAAGGCUGCUGGUGCCUCCAUUUUCUCAGUCCUGGCCCAUCACUGAGUAAUGGCUCAGUCAUUGGCUGGUACCUAACAUAGGGAAUAGAAAGAAUUAUUUUAAUCGCUAGCUUGCUCUGAAUCCAGGAAAGAGAACGUGAAAUCAUACCUCAUGGCAGACCACCGAGCCUUGGGUUGGUGGAUGGGGGGGGGGGCCCUGACGUUUUCCAAACCCCUCCCCCCUUGCCACGAUGACUGAACUGCCUGUGUCCCACUAUACAAACGCCACAGGCUCCGUAACACAUUUCAUUGUCCCCUCCUUUGCGAGCCGCGCUUGAGAGCAAUUAGCUCCGCCUGGCUGGAUAGACCUGGUUUUGUAGGGAAGCCAGGAUCUUUGCCAUGGGAACAGCAAUUACGGCUUCGGGCCACAGGCCAAGAAUGCGAGCGGAGGAAUUCUGGCCCCUCAAUUUACGGCUUCAGUUCAAAGGCUGCAACAGGCUGCCUCUUGGUAGGCCUUGCUGGAGCGGGCUUGGCCACAGAUGGGAGCCACAUGUGCUGACACAAAGGGAUAUUGACUCACGCAGACCUUUUCUUGGCAGUCUAAAAAUAUGGGAAACACGUAGGGUAUGCAGUUAAUGUUGCUGUAUAUGUGUGGAGGUGCCCAUCUGCGCUGCAAAUGGCGAAACUCCCGUUUCCUUGGUUCUGGCACAGCUUUUUCAGUGAAAUCGUUGCUGGGAACAGAUGACCCGAGUGACUGGGAAGAGGAGUUUCCCUAAUUUACAUCCGUGCUAGUAUUUGGGAAACAUUAAGGUAGACAAGGUCUUACCUCCACAAAUUGCAAGGGUGUGUGUGUGUGUGUGUGUGUGUGUUUUGGAUGCCCCAUCUUGUGUAAAAUGCAUCACUCCCUGCAAGUGGAAAACUAGCCACUUGCAGUCAGAAAGGUCUAGAAAGUUGUGUUUUGUAAUGCAACAACAGCCUGGCUUUCCUUUUGCAGUACGUAUGUCGCUGUAAAGGGAGCGAUUCAAAUUAUAGCCCUCACCUUCAGCCUUGAAGUGGUUCGUUUUGCUUUGGCAUUUUGUUUUGUGUUUUUGGACCUUGCUCCAAGUCAGUGUAGCUUCCAGACAAAUCCUGCCUAUUGUGUACUUUAGCUUUUCACCCCACUUCAGCAAGCCGUGUGUGCUGUGGCCUUGUUUAUCCUCUCAACCCAACAAAGCAGAUUCUUAUAGCUUUGUUGAUUUCUUGAAGCAAAUAGGUCUGUUUUGUGUUAAACUUAUACACCAGAAGCCUUGUUUGGGAGUACAGUAUAGCAAUCAGAAGUAGCUUUUCCAUGAUCUUUCCGCUCUUAUAAAUAUACAAAACAUAUUCAUCAACAAAUACAUUAUAUUGCAACCCCUUAUCCCUUAUAUACCCAGUAUAUACCUGCACUCUGCGGGAAAGUUUAUCCUCCGAAAUCCAAAGUUCUGAGGCCUGUUCCACAGUAAUUUUGGAGCAGUUUUGUGUGGCUGCCUCCCUGUUUUGUACACUCCCUGGAAACAACUGAAGACUCAUUUGUUCAAACAGGAUUUUCCAGCUGGAUAAAUGAACCUUUAAUAUGAGUGUUUUGUUUUGUUUUGGCUAUGUUUUAUGUUUUUAAAAAACUUUUUUCCUGUUUUUCUUGUGCUUCACAUUUAAACUAUUGUGUAGAAGACAAUAAAUAAAUUAAUGAUGAUAACCAAUAAUAGAAAAGUUCACAGCAAGCAAGCGGUAUACACUAAUACCACUUGCAUAAAGUAUCCUCACUGAACUUCCUCAUAAUACUCAGGUUAUCACAGUUCAUAAGUCACGAGAGAACUCGAUCAAAAUCCCUCUGCGCCAAUAAUGCAAAUAUAUAAAGUGUGCCUGAGCGUAGAUCUGCUUUCACUGUUUGCCUGUAAUCUCUCGGCCUUCUAAAAGUUCUGAUAGUAAAAUUGCAAAGGGGUGGAAUCAAAUAAUCGUGAGGGCCUCAUCCUGUGGUGACGAUCCCAAUAGUAUAGCCUACAGCAGCCAGCUCCCCUUCAGGUGUUUUGAGUCUGGCCGGCAUGAGCUCCAGCUAGCAUGGCUGUGUUUGCUGGGGUGGUUGGGAGUUGUAGUGCAAAACAUUUGGAGGGUGCCAGGAUGGCGGAAGCCACUUCAGAGCAAAGAAAUGUGCUUCCAUCUUACAGACUGCUAAGCUAAUUGUAAUCACAAACUGAAUCUCAGAUAUAAAACACUGGGCUAUGUUCGUGGCCUCUUGCACUCAAUUUCUUGCAGAGAAAUGUGAGUACAAGUUAGUUCUGAUUGCAUUAGCUUGGUUGUACGUUCCUGUUUGCCUAAUUAAAGUUAUUAAAGUUUUUGCUUAGCCUCUUGAGGUUAUUAUCGAAGCCGGUAGUAACAUAAAGCCUUACUGUUGGGAGGGGCGCCUCCUUCAAAUGAGAAACUGACUUGGAUGUUCCCUCCAUGAAAUAAACAGUGUUUCUAUUCUGAUUGAAUCUGGCCCAUACUAAUAAAAAGACUACGGGAAAACUACCAAAUUUGACAUAAAUGAAAAGCAUUCUAAUUUUGCAAAGCUUUGCCUUGGGUGAUGCUGGAGCCAUCAAGUCAGUACUGUACAGUUUUUCACUUCCCUGUAGUAAGGCCCCUUAAAAUAGUGGCCUUUUAGUGUGUGGAAGAAAUACCAGGUGACUUGGAAUGCCCCCUUAUACCGAGACAGACCAUUGCUCUAUCUAUUGUCCUAUUGCUUCUGAAUAAACCUAGCGGUGGAGCAAUAAAACUGCUAGGAAGUUUGCAAAGCCGAGCAGGGAUUUGUAUUGCAAUUAAAUGCACUGUGCAAGAGCUGAAGAACCCAAGUUGCCCUGGUUCUGCUAGGUGCUAAUUUUGUUCACAAGUCCUGUUGGCAUCUGUUGAGGCGGGAAGCAUCCUGACUCUGUGUAUGCCAUGUGCUUGGCACAUGUUUUCUUCAUUGCUAAACAUGUCUUGAAAGCAUGUCCCAAGGUUCUCAAGCGACCCACUUCUCUGCCGUGACCUUGGCCUCAACUCUGCAAGCUUUAUUUGGAUUCCUGAGCUUUUAUUGGGCUGUCGUCCUCUUUUGAAGACUGCCUGGGUUAUUGGGAACAGAAGCUGACACAGGAUUCUCCUGCGUUCGCCACAAAGCUUGGGUGCUGCACAGUUUGGGGCAUGUUACCACUAGUUUUACAUGUCAAUCUUGGUUGAGAGGCAAAGGCUUCAAAUCACUACAGUGUGCUGUGAUAGUUCUAAAACAUGAUUCUGUUGCUCGGUUUCAAAACGGAGAGGUGUGUUUAUAGCCCUCCUGUAACAGGUUGGCAGCUAGCUGUGUGGCAGGCCAACUGGGCCCGCCAUAGAUCCGAAGGGCCAAGUUGCUUCCUCCUUUGCCCUGUCAAUCAUACUCUUUUUCCAUAACAAAGGUGCAGUUGUGGUCCGUGCCAUUUAAAUAUCAGGCCCAUCCCAAUUCUUACAUAACCUGGGCCCUAGAACAGGGGUCUGCAACCUUUUUCAUUCGUGGGCCGGUCCCCUGUCCCUCAGACCAUGUGGUGGGCCGGACUAUAUUUUGAAAAGAUAAUAAUGAACGAAUUCCUAUGCCUCACAAAUAACCCAGAGAUGCAUUUUAAAUAAAAUCAUGCAUUCUACUCAUGUAAAAACACCAGCCAGGUCCCACAAAUAAUCCAGAGAUGCAUUUUAAAUAAAAGGACACAUUCUACUCAUGUAAAAAUACACUGAUUCCUGGACCAUCCGCAGGCCGGAUUGAGAAGGCGAUUGGGCCGCAUCCGGCCCACAGGCCUUAGGUUGCCUACCCCUGCCCUAGAAUCAUGUCUGAUGCGAAGUUUCCCCUCUAGCUACUUUUUGGCAAGUUCACCUAAUUGUGUGAUUGCAAGGUGAGUUUGUGGGAAGUUUUCAACAUAACGCUAAAACCUUAAUCAUUUGGGUUGCAGCCAGUGUUAGUCACACUCAGAGUAAACUUGUUUAAAUUGAAGGAUGUGAGUACCUGAGGCCCAUUCGUUUCCCUGGGUUUACUCUGAGUAGAACUUAGUUUGAUGCAGCCCUUUGAUGCAACAACCUGUCUAGAACUUCUGAUUCCAUCUUUCGGUGUGUAGCAGCUGAAUUUUGCCAGCUUUUAAGAAGCGCUUUAAAAUUUGGUUUAGGUCGGAACCAUGGCUUGUCCUCAUAAUUGUAAAUGCUGGAGGCAGCUCGCUUGGGUGUGGAGUGCCCUAUCAGACAAGCAUGACUGCAUAACUUUGAUUACUCUGAGCUCAGGAAUUCUGAGCGGUUAAUAACAAUAGCCACACCCCUCAGAUUCGCUCAAAGGGCAGGUUUGUUUCAUGGCGUGUCUCCAUAGUAGCUGGAAGGAGUCUGGCUGGGGCAUGGAGGGAGAGCAGAUUAAGACUAUUAUUUUCUCUUUGCCUCUAUGUAGUUGUGAACAGAACUUUUAAGAAAUAGGCAUAUGCCGGUUGCCUACUCUAGGAUCUGGCACUAAAAAUAAAACCAUUAUAGGCUUUCGUACCAUUUGAAACAGCAAUACAGUAUCCCAGUACAGUGAUUUACCGUAUUUUUCGCCCUAUAGGACACACCUUUUCCCCUCCAAAAAUGAAGGGGAAAUGUGUGUGCAUCCUAUGGACACACUUUUUCCCCUCCAAAAAUGAAGGGGAAAUGUGUGUGCGUCCUAUGGGGCGAAUGCAGGCUUUCGCUGAAGCCUGGAGAGCGAGAGGGGUCGGUGCGCACUGACCCCUUUCGCUCUCCAGGCUUCAGGAAGCUAUCCGCAAGCGACUUUGCGCAGCUCUCCCACAGCUUGGGGAGAGCUGCCUGCACCCCGAAGCCUGAGCUCAGCACGCCCCAAGCUUCGGGCUUUGCGCAGCUCUCCCACGGCUAGCGGAUAGCAGCCUGUUCUGGGGGCUGGGGUCGGGGGAAGCUUGGGCUUGCGCCACACCUGGGGGAAAAAAAUUCUUUCCCCCUUUAAUUCCCCCCCCCCAAAAAAAACUAGGUGCGUCCUAUGGGGCGAAAAAUACGGUAUGUCUAUAGUGGAUGUGCAGUCUCAUUGGUGGAGAUCUGUGUUGCCCUCACGCUGAAUGCAGAAGAUUUUUUUAUUUGGAAUCGGUAAAGAAAUUACAAUGCAUUCUGAAACUAUACAAGGUUGUCUUAGUUCAGGCAUUGUAUUUAGCAAUGGUUUGCUGUGAUGCCUUCAUUUGGUGAGCCAUAAUUGAGGCUAUCGCUCUUCCUCUGGAGGCAGCUGCUGUGGGAAUGGCCAUAGGAGUGGCGUGGAGAUGAAAUAUGAAAGUGGAUGUGCAGGUCUAAAUUGCGGCUUGCUGAGCACACAGGGGAAAGCAGAGAAGCAGUUUUAAAACAUAUGUUUGGCUGCAUGUUUGGAAACACCUGCCUUCUAGCCCAGGGCCAAGGCAAGCCGUCGUUCAGGGUGAUGUUUGACCCCUGCAGUUUGGCCACCCACGGGAAAUAUAGGAAUCAACCUAUCCUUGGUAGAGAGAGUGCAGCCUGCAACCAUAGGGUCAAAAUGGCAACCCCCGAAGGGCCCACAGAGAAUGUACAUGCUCAGAACUUGAGCAGGGGCGUUGGCCAGGGCCCUGCUGUUUGCUUUGGGCAAACAAAAUCAAGGCGAAAGGCCCUUAAGUGUUUCACUUCCUCCAAGCUUGCAUGGAGUGGCCUACUUUAACCAGUUUGAGGUGUAAAGUAAUGAUGAGAGGUGGGAGGUGGUGAAUGGCGUGAAGUAGAGGUGGGAGGUGGUGAAUGGCUUCUUACAUAGCCGCAACUGCUGGGAAUGUCAGCUGGGUUCUGCACCCUACCAGGUAGUGUUUCAGCUAACAGAAAGCUUUCUUCUGCUGCUGUAUAGGAAAGGGGACACCCAGUCGGCUUCAGGAGAGUCUGAAAAGGAAGAGCAACCAAGCUUUGUUAACAAGGCCCCAUUGUGUGGCCGGCUGAAAAAUCUAGGACAAGAUAAUCGUAGAAUUAGGGAGGCGAGGGGGCCCUUUUUAAUUUAAAAUGUGCUGCUAUACCCAGGGCUGGGAGAGGUGGCUUCCCAUUUCAUUUACCCACACCAGUAGGAGUCUGGAGCUGGUAGAGACUUCAGAUAGGUGGGUGCCAUCAAAAUAUGAAGCCUGUUAGUCUUGGGGUUCUUAGAUCCAACGGCAAUAUCUGCGCUAUUACGAUCUCCGUGUUAGAAACCUCCCGGGGCUGCCGAGAACACCCCAGCAGGACUCCUGAUGAAUACACUCAAACAGCGGUUAAAAAUCUGGCUUAAGGUUUAUACAGUUGUACCCUGGAAGUCGGACAGAAUCCGUUCCGGAAGUCCGUUUGACUUCCAAAAUAUUCGGGAACCAAAGGACGGCUUCUGGUUUGCCCCAGGAAGCUCCUGCAGCCAAUCAGAAGCUGCGCCGGAUGUUCGGCUUCUGAAAAUCGUUCGAAAACCAGAACACUCACUUCCAGGUUUCAAGAUUUGUUCAGCAGCCAGGGCGUCUGAGAUCCAAGGUACGACUGUAGUGCAGAUUGUGGUUGCUAUUCCAGCCACUUCCGAGGUUAAAAACCAGCUCUUCCUUAGCAGCUGGAGGAUGUUGGGGGGUUGGAGCAUUACUUAGCUGCUUCCUGCCACAGAUUCCUGUAUAAUUUGCCCUGCACAUUCUUAGUUGGGGGCAAAUUACUUCAAUGCCAGGUAUCAAAUCUUCAACUUUGUUAUCUCCAGCAAAAACACUUAAGCAAAAAAAGGCAAAGGAACUCUGAGCAAGCUCCUAGUUGUGGUUUCAUGAGAUGUUUUCAGUUGGAGCUCGGAAGAUAAUAAAUGCCAUCAGUUAAGCAUCAGGUGCUGAAAGGAGCUCUACUGUUGCUGUUCUGGGUGUGCCUCCUGACUCACACGGAAAUGUUAAUAGGCAUCAGAACUGCCUAGUCACAAAUUGCACCCCUGCUUCUGUCCUUGACUUUCUGCCUUCAUAUUUAAGUGUUUGCCUUGAGAGGAUGGAAGGCUACAGGCUCUUAAACAGACUACAGUGGUACCUUGGUUGUCAAACUUAAUCCAUUCGACUCCCGGAACGGCUCGAAAACCAAGGCGCGGCUUCCGAUUGGCUGCAGGAGCUUCCUGCGCUCAAUCAGAAGCCGCGCCGGGCGUUCAGCUUCCAAAAAAUGUUUGCAAACUGGAACACUCGCUUCCAGGUUUGCAGCGUUUGGGAGCCAAAACGUCUGAGUACCAAGGCGUUCGACAACCAAGGUACAACUGUAUUUGCUGGCUAUGAACUGCUCUGGUCAAGAGUAUCAGCGCUCUUAACUACUUUUCCCAACCUGGUGCCCUCCGUAUUAUUUGGACUACGACACAGCCAUUUUAGCCGGGGCUAAUGGGGAUUCAUAAUCUAAGCCAUCCAGAGGCCACCAGAUUGCAGAAGACUGCUCCAACUGCAGAGCCAAUUUGCCCACGAACCGAUUCAUUGUCUCGUUGGGAUCAUUUCACAGUUGUGGAGAAGCAAACCCAUGCCUUCCUGCCCUGUGAGUUUUUGCACGCUGUGAAGGGUGUGUCUGUAGCAUUCAUGCUUCUUGUUCUGAGGUAUGUGCUUAGUUACCGUAAACAUUGAAUGUGUGACGGCCAACGGUAAGUUUUUGAGAAACACAAAAGUGCCAGCAAAAAGGGCUGUCUGCUUGAGGGGUAAGCUGUUUGCAGUGGCAAGUACGUUCUCCAUUUGGGUAGGUUGAGUGUUCUGGCCUCGCAACUUCAUCCUGUUCAGCAGCGCAUUAAAAUGGUGCGGAUAGGCUUUCAGGUCUGCCUUCAUAGCCUUUCCUUGCCUUGACCGUGCCUGAGAAAGGUGUCCAACAUAUUAUAAUUCCAAGGAUAGCACGCUGCCUGUGAGAAAAUAAACUUUACCUUGGUUAUGGGCACUACCAGGGUAGCUCUGCCCUUUUACUUACUAGGUUUCUUAACGUCGACUUCUGCUGAUUCCAUUUCAUGUGGUUGAAAGAAGGGGAUGGGCUUGGAAAUCCAGACUCCCCCCUUUCCCCGCCCUUCCGCUCAAUUUCUCUCCCACUUCAAUUCUGGAUUGUCCUCCUGUUCUGGCGGUUCCUGUGUAGAAUUUAGAAAAGUGCUGUCAACUCACCUUUAUUUUUUUCUCUCCUUCUCUCUUUCUCUUCCAGCGGGGAUCUGACGAACUUUUCUCUACUUGUGUCACUAACGGACCUUUUAUCAUGAGCAGCACCUCUGCUUCUGCAGGUAACAUUGCCAGCCCAAGGAAUUCAGCGCUUUCCUGAAGGGCCCAGUUGUCAGCCAAAGUUAGCCCUCUUCCUUAUAUUCCCCCUCCCAGCCACCGCCACCCCCAGUAUGCUUAUUCCUCCAUUAAAGGAACAGCCCUGCCCCCAAGGAAGGAGCCUCUGCUGCCAUGUUAGAUUUACAAGUUUCAACAGACUUGCAGCCCCCCCCCAACCCCCAGAACGAAUACCUUGACUUUAACCUGCCCCAGAGCAUCUCAUUAAAGAUGUGUUUAUACUAGCAAAGCGUCCCGCACAGGUAAGGGCAGAGGACAGUUACCAGCAGAAGAUAAGAUUGCAAGCAUACAUUUCGAACACCCUGAUAUUUUGGCGUUUAACGAGGGGUCUGUUUUUUGGGUCUGCUGUUUCAGGCAUGCUGCUAGGAUCACUACACAGGGUGCUUCUUGACAGCUGGGAACUGAAUGAUGCCUCUUUAUUCGGGGGUGAGCUGGACUUUUGAUCCUGGCCUUUUUCUGUUGGCCCCUCACUGUCGCGCCCACAGUCACCACUGACUCUGAGCCCCACCUCUUUUAACAUUAAAACUUCCAUGCAGUAUUUGAAUGUCAGAUGAGUGUAGGAAGAGUGUUCGGUGACGUGUUGAACACUUGCCUGAGCAUUUUGCAGAACCAGUCAAUGCUGGUUGCGCUGGCGUUUGGCAAACCAGCCGGCAAACCACGAGGCCUUGGUUUUAAACAGAAGCUUCCUUUCCUUUUAUUAUUACUUUCCCACUGUCUGGCUCUGUAUCCUAAGGCUUCCGGACAGGUAGCCUGUGAGUUUGAAAGCCUUAGCGAAGCGAUUAGAAGUUUGUGGUUAGCCAGUCGGCGUAGCGUUGCAAGGGCGCAACUCAGAACCCCUUCUUGGCCUUCCGUGGGCCCAAAUUUACCGCAGCAAAUUUCAGGGUAUCCUGAAGUGUGUUGCUUUAAAGUCCCAUUUCGGUGACCGCAUCACAUUUGCGAGGGUGGGGAUUUUAAAGGAUUGGCCACAAGUUGCUGACAGCACAGAGCUGACUUUAAAAAAGGUUAUCUUUCUCCCACACCGCUGCUGUGAUGUGGAGAACCACACACCGUGUCGUUCAUUCCUGACACUGGUGCAAACAUUCUGUGCCAUUUGCAAGAAGCACAUCAUGGCACUAUGUUAGACGUCGCAGCAGGGGCUUGGGGAAAUAUGCCAUGCCCUAGGGAUGCUAGCCACCAAGCUGGCCAGCCCUAGGAAUUUACUAGUCCACCUAGCCUAAUUUGGCAUUUAUCAAGCCUCUGGUAACUAAUCUACACAGCAGGCAAUUGAAAUCUACAUGAGCCACAGUCCAUCCAGAUCGUAUCAUCUCUGGAAUGUGGUGUCCACCGCUGAGCAAGUGCCCCCUUCCCAGCUGCGUUUGGAAGGGGUUGCAAUGCCAGGCUAGCUGUGCGUCUAAGAACUCAAAAAUACGAAAGGAUUCAUAAAGUUUUCCCUGGUUGUGUAACCAGCUGGCCUGCACAUUUCUCAGGCUGUGCACAGCCAUCUUCAAAGGCACAACUGGCUGCACUGGUUAUAUCGCUUCUGCCACCCAGAAGCUACGCUCAACCCAUGCGGUGGGUGGAGUUCUAGUGGCUGGUUUAAACUGGGGGUUGGGUGGGGCAGUUUUGCAUGGCCACGGCAUCAGUGUAAUAGCUCUGCAAGUCUCAGAGGUGUCUUCUGUGCUCAGUUGCCACCUUUUAGCCACAGAGGACGUUGGGCCUCCUUGGAUUACUCUUGGUUUGCGCGCUAAACUUUAUGCGUACCUUGCCCGGCCUUGCUGGAGUAGCUAGCCAUACUAGACAGCCACUGGGGCAGUCUGGUUCUAAUACAGACUGGUCUAAAUGGUGACCAGAAAGGUCUUAUAAACCGGCUAGGAAGUGACGUCAUUUCCCGACUCCUCAAUCUGACUGCCAUGGGCGAAGAAAUGGCCAGGGGUUGCCCCGGAGACCUCACCUGUCCCUGCCGGAUCUCUCUUCCAGCCAACGGAAAUGACAGCAAAAAGUUCAAAGGCGACAGCAGAACUGCAGGAAUCCCCUCGCGAGUAAUCCACAUCCGCAAGCUGCCCAGUGACGUCACAGAAGCCGAAGUCAUUUCCUUGGGGCUACCUUUUGGCAAGGUCACUAACCUGCUGAUGUUGAAAGGGAAGAAUCAGGUAUGUAUAUGCACGUGGAGCCAUUUAACUCUGGUAGAAGUGAUUAGCUGUACCAUAGGAGUCUUCACUUUCAGCUGCAGAAGCUUCAGCCUUCAAAUCGAUAGCUUGAUUUGCAGCUGCUUGGAGAAGUGAAACCGUUUGCGUAGAUGGCGGCGUUUUCCUUCCUGAGCAGGCAUAGAAACUGGCUUAUAUCAGUUUUAGGGACCAUAUUCCAUAAAGAAGCUAGUUUCAAACGCAAGCCACCAAGUUUCAAAUUGGCUGUAAAGUGGAAGGCAUAAUAGCUUAGUUGAAUGAGCAGACAUGCAGCUUCGCAAAGCAGAAAUAAUAGGCUUGGCACUCUUUACUCCAGUCCUACUGUUUCUGUGCUCCCUGGGGCUAAGAUAUGGCGUAGCUUAACAUUACGUCUGAGCCCAGGCUCGUGGUCUUCUCUCCCCCCAGACAAACCAUGCGUGGUAAACAAUAACCUGAUAAUUUGAGAUACUCAAGAUAAGAGACUGUACUGACAUCCUUGGGGCUGGAAGUCAGUGACGUCCCUUGCAUGUAUAAAGUUUUUUGCUUCGUUCUGUUGGCAUCCCCAGUUUGAAGCUCUUGGGUAAAAAUGUCUUGCCCAGGCUCACGUAAAUGCUCUCGCCUACCUGGGUUCGUUCUGCAAGCUGCCCAGAAAAUGGAAGUGCAGAAUAGCAAUCUAUAAAUAAUAGAAGCUAUGCAUUUCUGGUUGUGGAAGAGGGCAGAUCGGGAAGGAGAGUGCCGAGGCGGAGGCUGGGUUUGGAGGCAGCAGCUGUGCAAGGCGACCUCAUGAUGCCUGGAUGCCUUUUUGUUGUUGCUGUUGCUCAGGCUUAAUUCAGACACAAUUUGCAAAGGCAAACACUAGCUAAGGGUAGCCACAUGCAGCCUGUGUACCUCACAUUUUUUUUUGUUGAGGACUGACCUUCCACUAUCCUCGCUUAUUUAAAAAAAUGGACUAGGGAUCUUUCUUGUCAGUUGAUGGCAAUUGGAUCCUAAUGGCUGGGGCUUGAAGUUUUGUUUGAAUCAGAAAUUAAGUCAGAAAGCACUGCUGAAAGUAGGGCGGCUAUGAGGCCUACCAGCUCCUCAACUUCCAAAGACUGAACCGUUGUGAAGUCAGUGACUCCAGCACCCUAAGAGCUCUGUUUCCUGUGUGGCAUGCAGGCACCUUAAAAAAACACCUUUAAUGUCCCUUUAAAUAUGCCCAAAUUAGAGUAGAUUGUGAUUUGGUAUUUAAGGGCUCUGUGUGUAUGAAGAAAUGACUUGUUCAGAAAUUGAACUGCAGCCUUUGGGCUAAGAUUACUUAAGGCUGAUGCAGCACGUGUUUUACGUCCGUCUAUCUCAAUUAGGCUUUCAUAGAAAUGAACACGGAGGAAGCAGCUAACACCAUGGUUAGCUACUACACCACGGUAACUCCUGUCCUUCGGAGCCAGGCCAUUUACAUCCAGUUCUCCAACCACAAAGAGCUGAAGACGGACAACUCUCCAAAUCAGGCGGUGAGUCGGGAUUUCAAGCAGCAGCAGCAGCAGCAGGGCUUUGGGGUAACGUUCUGUGACCAUGGCUGUAUUUAAAUUUGCCAAGGAAAGAGACGAGCGACGGCAACGUUGCUGAGAAGAGGUGUACAUAAUUUGUCUGUAGCCCAGUGAGGUAAAGUAAGGCAGGGAAGAGUGUACUAAGAAUACUCAUGCUGGAUCAGAUCGAAGUCCUUACUUAUUUUCUUUUUACCUUACCUAGUAUUUCAUGGGGACACGGGUGGCGCUGUGGGUUAAACCACAGAGCCUAGGACUUGCCGAUCAGAAGGUUGGCGGUUCGAAUCCCCGCAACGGGGUGAGCUCCCGUUGCUCGGUCCCUGCUCCUGCCAACCUAGCAGUUUGAAAGCACAAAGUGCAAGUAGAUCAAUAGGUACCACUCUGGCGGGGAGGUAAACGGCGUUUCCGUGCGCUGCUCUGGUUCGCCAGAAGCGGCUUAGUCCUGCUGGCCACAUGACCCGGAAGCUGUACACCGGCUCCCUUGGCCAAUAAAGCGAGAUGAGCGCCGGCCGCAACCCGAGUUGGCCGCAGCUGGACCUAAUGGUCAGGGGUCCCUUUACCUUUACCUUAGUAUUUCAUGAUGCGCCUUCACAUUUUCUAGUGUUGUAGGGUGCUCAAAACCCACCGCGUUGCGUUAUCCUUCCAAAAAACCCUGUAGGUUAGAUCAACAUUGCACUCCUACCUAAAUACAGAAAGGGUAUAAUAUAGCUGAAAGUAGCUUGCCCAGGGUAACCUAGUGAGUUUAUAACGGAAAUAAAGGAUUCUGUCCAACAAACAUUUACUCAUUGAAAUUAAUGCACCUAAGUUAGUCACGGCCCUUAAUUUCAGUGUGUCUGCUCUGGGUGAAACUUAGCCCGAUCGAGCCCACACUUGACCUGAGGUCUUCCUUAUUUUUCUGUGGCUCACAGCAUGGUAACAUGUAUUAACUUGGCCUGAACGUGCAUGUUCCAUUCUGGUUACUUCUAACUUACAGGCCAUGGAAGCCAUCGGUUUCAACGAAUUACACAUAGUUGGUGUGUUAAUGUCUUACCUGUGGCUGUUGGAAGAGUUCACACUCAGUCUGCAGCAGGGCAGGGGAACCUGUGGCCCUAUAGGUGUUGCUUGGACUUCAGCUUGCGUCAGCCUGACCAUUGUCUGGCUCCUGGGAGUCUUAACAGCAUCUCCAGGUCCGCAGGGUCCCUGUCCUUUUGUGUACAGGAUGAAGAAAACAUCUUGUCGUCCUCCCCGUUCAUCUCUUAGGGCUAAAGGCCAGGUUCCCAAGGCCCCCUGCAUGUCUGCCUGUCAUUCAAUGUCCUGUUCAACAGGGGGCAACAUGAUUCUGAAGCCGAGUGAGCGCUCGCAUCUUUCUCUUUCCACCUCUCUGCUUAUUAACGUACUGAAAACGUUUGGCUCCCCAGCGCGCUCAGGCAGCCCUGCAAGCGGUGAACUCCGUGCAGUCUGGGAACCUCGCGCUGUCUGCCACCGCUGCAGCUGUGGAUGCUGGGAUGGCCAUGGCCGGGCAGAGCCCAGUCCUGAGGAUCAUUGUGGAAAACCUCUUCUACCCUGUCACCCUGGAUGUCUUGCAUCAGGUGAGAGAGGGUCCUCUGGCAUGGGGAGCGGCCAGAUUCCGGGGUUGUGUGUGAUGUAUCUUUUUAAUUUAAAAAAUUCCUCCCGGCAGCUCAUAUGAAAUAGGCUUGGAUGGCCAGAAAAGAUCACCUGGUGUCCUGGCCAUGUAGGGGCUUGCGAGGGAAGAGAAUUAAAGAGAAAAUGGGGCUGUGGGGCGAAGAAAGCUCUUUUUCACUGCCUACUUUUUGAGUUUUGUUUGUGGGCCUGUUUUCCUUGUCCUGCAAGUCUUGGUAUCUGCAUAGAGGCCUGCGCACGGCCGCGUGAGCCUGGCACCCAACUAAAUUUGUCUCCGACUAGGCCCGUCGACGUGGACGAGAGAUGCCCUUUAAUUUCUGCAGAUUCUCUGCGACUUACGUUGGGUGCAAAGUUCUCGAGUUCUGCUCUUUUCAGGACACAGAACAGAGGGAGUUGUGCUUGCAUUUUCUGGCUGUGCCUUUUGGGGGGGUGGGGGGAGAGCAAGGUGUAGGCUUCUGAAAGUGUGGUUCUAAAGGUCAAAACGCGUUUUCAAAAGUUAACUGUGCUUGAAGCUGCUUGUGACACAUUAACUCCUUGCGCAAAGCUUGGCUUCUUCGCUCGGCUCUCCCAGAUAAGGGUGCAAGGAGCUCCCAUCUCAGCUGCACACACUUGACAUUGCUUAUAUGCAACAAAAAAACUCGCUUUCCUGUCAGAUGGGAAAUGACCCCCUUUCCUUUGCCCGGCCCCAUUUGCCAUUAGGUCUCUUCCUGCUCUGGGUGGUCCUCUGGUUUCAAAAAGUCACAAAAGCCUCUGUGGGCGACGUGCUCUUCACUUCCUGCCCUUGCAACAGAGCCCAGGCUCCAGCUGUUCACCGUAGACACUACGCUCCAGAAGUAGAAAGAUUUGUGGGUUUCCUCACGCCUCUGCUGCCCUCUACUGUUGCCAGGCUCAGUCUGGGGCUUUGGGGCCUCUGAUCUGCCUGGUGAGGCAAGUUGGGAGAAGAGCCUUCCUUACCAUUUUUUCUUUUCUGCUGUGAAACUUCAUAAGCGCCUUGGGCAAAUUGGCAGAUCCAUAGCAGCUGCAGUCUUCCUGCUGUGUUGCUUUCAAAACGGAGAGUUUCAGUGUGGUGUAGUGGUUAAGAGUGGUGGACUCCUAAUCUGGGGAACUGGGUUCGCGUCUCCGCUCCUCCACAUGCAGCUGCUGGGUGACCUUGGGCCAGUCACACUUCUCUGAAGUCUCAGCCCCACUCACCUCACAGAGUGUUUGUUGUGGGGGAGGAAGGGAAAGGAGAAUGUUAGCCGCUUUGAGACUCCUUUGGGAAGUGAUAAAGCGGGAUAUCAAAUCCAAACUCUUCUUCUUCUUCUUGGCCAAAACCGCAACUUCAAGAGUUUACUUCACGCGACUUUUCUGUUUUGUGCGCACGCAGAUUUUCUCCAAGUUUGGCACCGUGCUGAAAAUCAUCACCUUCACAAAGAACAACCAGUUCCAGGCGCUGUUGCAGUAUGCAGACCCGAUGAGCGCCCAGCACGCCAAACUGGUGAGUCCUGCUUUGCGUGGUUCCUUCUGGUCUCGAAUCUGCCGCAGCACAAGGGGAAGCAUGUUGCAAGAGGCAGCUGUUCAGGAGAAGCAUGGCAAAGCAUGCCUAAACACGGGCGCUCUCACCUGUGGCUCCUGGAAGCUGUUGGCAUGCUACAGCGGCCACACCCAGGGAAAAGCAUCGACUGGCCGGCUGAACCAGAUGAGGGGAGCUGAUGGGUCUUAAACCCUUGUUGAGUUAGGGGCUUCUCCUGCAUGCUCUGGCGGAGUGAGCAGACAAGACCAAGAGUCAGUCAAGAAGGCGGUUUCUGCACAUGCUGUAGAGCAGGCACGUCUAAAAAAAGCUCAGCGUUUUUGCCCUGAACCCCUAAAAAACGGGGCUAUCCUCCUCCCUUAAAAAGCUCAACAACUUUGACCUGAACCCAAAAAAAGGGGGUAGAUGACUGCCAGUCUUUAACCCCGAGAGUAGAUCGCAGUCUCUUGGGAGUUGGCCACCCCUGCUGUAAAGGGAAGUGAGGGGCAGGUGGGGCUUGUCAACCUGGGAAGGCGGACCAUCUUCGUGGAGGAGAAUGCUGGUCUUAAACCUCUGCUGCCUUUAUGGGGUAUCUUCGGGAGAAGGAAAGGUAUGGGAGUAAACUCUACACAAAUCGGGAGUGGAGUCCCUAAGGGGGUUGGAUGGUGCCUUGUGCGCCGCCUUCAGGCUCCUUCUGCAGCCAAGCCAGUGACAAACGUCUUGCUCUGCUUUCCUUUGGACCACAUCAGCAAGGCCGAGGGGGGGGUUGUUGUCUAGGCAGCCCACUACACCUGGGGAGGUCACUAGGUGGACUCCGUUGUCUCUUGAGACGCACAGAUGUAACAGGCACAAUCUUAGACCCUGCUGCGUCUCUUCAAAGAAGAGCUCUGAAGUUUGAAUAGGCAGGCAGGCCUCGUCUCAGCCCAAUCCAGGCAUCCCGUUAAACAAGGGUUCGUGAAGCCAAGGGGUGCCCAAACUUCUUUCAAAGAGGGCCAGAUUUGAUGAAGUGAGCAUGCGUGAGGGCCAACCAAAGUUGUUGAGCUUUUUUUAGGAUUGAAGUUGCUGAUUUUUGUCCCAGGACAUGUAUUGCCACGGGAACCGGAAUUCAUCGACCACCGGAUUAGACCCCCAGAACAGGCUUUGGACAUGCCUGGUUUAGACCAUUGCGAGGUCUGAAUUGGCAGCUAAAACACACCGGAUGUUUUUAAUAGACCGCAUGCAAAUUCAGAAACUAUAAAUCACUUUUGUUUUUAGAAUCAGCGUCAUUUUACCUUAAUAGCAAACUUGGGCGGUUGUGUUUCUGCCCCAUCUGGAAGCAAACAUGGGACCGGCCGAAAAUUAAGGCAUUGUUUUCUGCAUAUGUAUAUAUGUUUGUGUGAACUGCAAGCUUACAGGGUGCUGGUGGCGGUUAAGUUACCGGUAAGAGGCCUAAAUUGCACAGGCGGGUUCAUUCCACAAGGAUCAUUCCUCAUAGGGGGACGUACUCAAGUACUGUCUUACAGAGAGUGCAAAAGCGCUCGUUGGGCAUUCGCUUUCGGUUAUUUCCCCAAGCUACACGUCCUGGACAAGUAGCGAACUUUUCAUUAAGCACCCUGGUUGGCUUGAACCUAACCCAUCCUUUUGCCUCUCUUCCUCUCGCCCCCCCCCCCCCCGGCAGUCUCUCGACGGACAAAACAUCUACAACGCCUGCUGCACACUCCGCAUCGACUUCUCCAAGCUCACCAGCCUCAACGUGAAAUACAACAACGACAAGAGCAGGGACUAUACCCGGCCAGAUCUGCCUUCUGGAGACAGCCAGCCUUCCCUCGACCAGACCAUGGCAGCUGCUUUUGGUGAGGGGCGGGUUGGGGUGUGUGAUGGGGGUGAGGAUUGGCUUCGGAAACAUGCUAUGAACUGGGAAGAGUUUUCCAAAGCUCCCCUUAGUUGUAGAUUCAGAGGCUGGGCAAGCUGCUCUCAGCUUGAGCCCUUUUCUCCCUGCCUGUCAUAGUAGCAGUAAAUGGCUGCAAGUUCCCUUUCCAUGUCUGGCUUGGAAGAAUCAAGUCCUGCUGGAUUUGUCCAGUAUCCUAAUAUCACGGUAGCCAGCAAAAUAGAUCUUAAAGGAAGCAUGACCCUUUAAUGCAAAACGUCCUUUAAUUUUUGACACUAGGGUGGGCAGAAUUCUAGGAAUACAGUCGUACCUUGGUCUUCGAACAGCUUAGUUCUCAAACGUUUUGACUCCCAAACGCCGCAGACCCGGAAGUGACUGUUCCGGUUUGCGAACUAUUUUUGAAAGCCGAAUGUCUGACGGGGCUUCCGAUUGGCUGCAGGAGUUUCCUGCAGCCAAUUGGAAGCCGCGCUUUGGUUUCCAAACGUUUUGGAAGUCGAACGGACUUCCGGAAUGGAUUCCGUUUGACUUCCAGGGUACGACUGUGAUUAAAACUCCAUGUUUGCUCAGAAAUAAGAUUGUUUGUUUAGUGAGGCAGAUGCAAAAUGUAUCUGCUUUAGCUUUGUAUAAGUAAAGUUGUGGGUACGCUCAGUGCGGGAGAGUGAGUUGCAAACUGUUGUUUCCUGUGCUACCUAAACACGUGUAGCUUAGCUUCUGCCAUCUGAGAACUAGCAAAAAAAUUAAGUGGUGAAAAGGCACCACUACUAGAUGAAAGAUCACCACAAGACAGCAAAGAAGCAACCCCUUUCUGUUCCCCCUCAUGAAGAUACCUUGAGUGUUUUACAGCAGGGGUGGCUAGCCUCUGGACCUCUUGAGACAAGGAUUGUUUUGUUGGAUCUCCAAGGAAGGCACCCAGAACUGUUGGGGGGGGCGCAGUUUCCCCCUUUAGCUUGCAUGACGCUUACAGACUGCUGCUUUGUAAGGCUGUGACAUCAUUCUUGCUGCCCCUUUCUGAUAUACGCAUCCAUACGAAAUCUAAAUAACAGGUCCCCUUGUUCCUUCUUCUUAUUUUUGUAGGUGCUCCAGGGAUCAUUUCUGCCUCUCCUUACACAGGGGCCGGCUUCCCGCCCGCUUUUGCGAUUCCUCAAGCUGCAGGUACUGCUCCUUUUUGAGGUUGCUGCCUUUUCCCAAAUGUCACUCACACGGUUCUGCCGUACAGACGCCGGCAGCUCCUUCCCCUUCACCCUUACGGCCUGUAAGAGUCCAAAAUGCAGCCAGCAGAUCAGGGGCUGAGGAGCUGAGGAAAGGAAGAGAUUACGAAGUCCUUGAGCAUAAUCUGCGUUAGGCAGACCUCGGGGUUUCGGCAUUUGAGCCCAUGGCUUUUUUUAAAAAAAAAUUAGUUGUCAUCCUUGAAGAUCCCUGCGGGACAAAUUUCCUCUUUGGUUAUUAGGGCUGGUUUCCUCUCUUUUUAAUGUCCCAACACUGAUCUCACAAAGAGGAGGAAGGUAGGAACCGCACAGAAGUAAUAAUAAUUAUAAUAUUUAUUAUUUAUACCCCGCCCAACUGGCUGAGUUUCCCUAGCCACUCUGGGCAAAUACUUAAGUGAAUACUUAAGCCCAGUGAAUACUUAAGCGAGCAUCCAAAAUGAGCAAGGAGAGAUAGCUAGAAUUACGCUCAAGGCAAAAGACUUUUGUAUAUAACUUGAAAAGCUGGGGAAGCCAGGGCAAAAUGCUGUGGCGUGGAGUGUUCCUUUUUAGGGGUGCCAGCUAGCAUUGGCCCCCCUUCCAGCAUAUUCUCCACCCCCCCCCAAAAAAACUAUAUUUGUUUCCCCAACAGAUGCUCAGCAUUCCGUAGCCAGAGGCUCCACCUAUUUCCCAAAAGUCCUUUUUGUACUACUUGCAAAAUCUGGGAGAUUUCCCCCAAGCGUGCCAACGUCCUCGUGGGUACGAUCCUGCCCGUACUCUGCUGGCCACUAAGGGUUCAGCUUUUGUACAGUAGCACAGUUGCAGCAGCAAACAGAUAUUUGGCCGAAGGAAAUUCACUUUGCACUUCACAGGGUUAUCAAGGGGAGAAUUUUGGAGGGUGGGACGGAUCACAGACCGUCCUGAGAUUUACUGCUGCUUUUGGGGUAAGGACCCUAGUAGCAGUUGGUCUAAGUGUCUAGGCAGGCCUCCCUAUAGCAGUCUUCGGUGAGAUUCUUUGUUUCUGAAGCUUGCUGCGCAUAACGGCAGUCCGGGGGGGCGGUGUCUGUGUGACGGUGCGCAUAUAUUGAUAAUGCUCGGCCCCUGUACAUGUCUCUCCCUGCCCGUGGUGUAAUCCCAUGGGAAAACGGUAGAACCAGCCCCCCCCCUUUUAUUUGUGUGCUGUGGCGUACAACAGGUAAAACGUGCCUUUCGAGCGAGGAAUUUUGACGAGUGGUAACACGCAAGGGGGCUUUUCAAACAAGCUGGUGUUCGGACGCCUGCUUUUGAAAGCCCCCCUUCUGAAAACGAAACCCUUGUAGAAUAUAUAUGUGCAUAUAUAUAUAUAUAUUUUUAAAAUGUCUGGAAUGCACACAGCUGUGGUUUGGUAUGUGCAUGAUCCGACUGAAUGAGGCACUUCCAGGCAUGUAUUGGUGGAAAGACCCCUUAGGAAUGCACCGCUUUUUGUGUGUGUCGCACCCCCCCUUUCCCCUGCUUCUCUCCCCAGUGGUGGAAUUUUUUGCUUUAGAUAAACCCGUGGAAUGUUGCCGAAUCCGGUUCGGAAACCAGACACACCUAGAGCUUGUCUGGUUGCCCCCCCCCCCAGCACCCAAGGAGAGAGAAAAAUGCCUUUCCCCACCCCCCCAACUCUUGCCAGAAGCCCGAGAGCACAAACGCAGAACUGGAGAGGCUCUGUGGCCCUUUGCGUUGAGGGAGGAUGGGGGCACCGAGACGCAAACCCCCUCUCUCCAAAGAAGCACCGUGGGUCAGCCCCACGGCGUGUCGGCCGAGGAUGCGCUGUGGACUUCCAUUCACUGGUUAAUACGCUUUAAUUUUUCCAGGCCUCUCAGUCCCCAAUGUACACGGAGCUCUUGCUCCUUUGGGUAUCCCUUCAGCAGCGGCCGCCGCAGCAGCCGCAGGGCGGAUUGCAAUUCCCGGCCUUUCCGGGGCUGGGAACUCCGUUCUGCUGGUUAGCAAUUUGAACGCCGAGGUUAGUGGAAGCCUUGUAAUAAAUCUUCUUCUGUCCAACUUUAAUAUCUCAUAUAUAUAUAUAUAUCUAUAUUAUUUACUUUUGCUUCUUCCAGUUACUUUCUGCUCUCGCCUAUCUCUCCAGUCGCUUCUCACGAAAUACUUUAACGCUGAAGCGUCACAAUGCCAAACACCUUUCCUUUCUCUGAACUGGAAUGCGAUAAAAUGAGGGGGGAAUGAACGGGCAGCCCGGUGUAAUUCUUAAGUGGGUGACUUAAAGCAAGAAGGGGGGUGAAGCUGCCUCUCCCCAGACAUUGCUGGACCCCCAGUUCCUAUUGCCAGAGGUUUCCCAUCCCUGACUUAAAAGAGACACAGGUGGAAGCCUUUAUAAACCAUUGCCCUCUUCCUUGCCUUACCAAGCGCAAAGGUUUAGCUGGUCUGCUCUCCCUCCCAACAGCGAAAAAUUCAGAAUGUGAAAUCUCCCGCUAAGCUUUUGUCUCUACUUGGGUCGACCUCACAGUAGCCCAGAUCCUCCCCUUUGGUUUCUCCCUUUGGCAUGUCAUGACUUUUUAAGAACUCUUCAGUUGGAGUGACGAUGUUGCUUCUGUCCCCUUCAUGGGUAUCUUAAUUCCUUGCCCUCCCCUCCCCUUGCCAGCUUUAGCUUCAUUUUACCUUUUGCAAGUUAUAUAUUUCCUUUGUCAUGCAUUGGUACAUUCCCACCUUUGACCGAAAUUCCUUUAAAGUUGUUGUUGGUGUUGUUGUGCCUUACUUAAUUUUUGCUCCUUAACUUUUUAAAACAUUUUUAAGUUCCAUUUUAACAUUCCCACCCCCCUUUCCCCUUUUUUGAGUUGGAACGUUUGGCUGCCUUGCAAACUGAGGCUCUCGAGGCAAACAAAAAACGAAGCCUGGUAUUUUCUGUUUAAAAAAAGGAUGCAAUUCAGCAGAGACCCACUUUGCCUUUGAAGUGGGUUUCUGUGAAAUUGCAUUCAGGUGUUAUUGCAAUGUGUUUGUGUACAUUGCUUGAGUCCCCCGGUGCUUGAAACUGACAAGGCUGUGGCCAGAAUCUUGGAUUUCUGCUUAUCUUGGUUGUUUCAGAAGCUCCAAAGCAGAGACAUGGAUGAGAGAACCACUAUAAAAUUUUAAAAAAAAACUUAAUAGGAAAAUAACCAAUCUCAAUCUGUUUUGCUAUGUCUUUUUCUGUCCACUAUAACUGCUUUUUUCAGAGCAUGAGGUGCUGCCAGCAAUUCUCGCUCCCAUGUUGGGGUUGUGCCCAAUGAAGCUCUACUCUCUCAGUGUAGACCCAUUUAAAUUUUAGUUUAUCUGUUUAACAAAAUUAGUAUUCUGCUGAACUGUAAAUAAAACAAGCUGCUUACAAAGAGUAUAAAACAUUCACUAGAAUUUUCAGUAAAAAUCAACUUUGAGAACAGGUUCAUGAAAAAGCAAACUGGAUAAAAUUCCUGCAUUGCAAGGCGGGGUGGACCAGAUGAUCCAGAGUGUCUCUUCCAACUCUACAGUUCUAUGAAAAUCGACAGCUGAAAGUAUUCUUUCCAAAGCGACACUACAGGUUAAAAUGAGCAUCAACUUAAUGUGUAAGCUUUUGCCUAAACAAAAAACCAUUUUAGGAGAUGCCCAAAAGGGAUUCAGGGAACUUGUAGUAGUGAAGGAGUUCCGGUUUCUUAACAGGUGCAAAGCGGACAUUAUCCUAGAAUUGUAGAGUUGGAAUUACGUGGCACUCGUAAACAGGCCUGCUUUUCCAAAUGGACGUGAGUUAGUCGUGCCCCAGAUUUCAGUGGGACGCGGGUGGCACUGUGGGUUAAACAACAGAGCCUAGGGCUUGCCGAUCAGAAGGUCGGCGGUUCGAAUCCCCGCAAUGAUGGGGUGAGCUCCCGUUGCUCGGUCCCUGCUCCUGUCAAUCUAGCAGUUCGAAAGCACGUCAAAGUAGAUAAACUUUGAUAAGAUAUCUUUGGGAAGGUAAACAGCGUUUCCGUGCGCUGCUCUGGUUUGCCAGAAGCGGCUUAGUCCUGCUGGCCACAUGACCCAGAAGCUGUAUGCCGGCUCCCUCGGCCAGUAAAGCGAGAUGAGCGCCGCAACCCCAGAAUCUGUCACGAUUGGACCUAAUGGUCAGGGGUCCCUUUACCUUUUUACGCAGAUUGUCACAAAAACUGGAACUAAGCCUUAGUCUUCAGCCCGAUGGGCCUUUGAGCCCUGGCAACCAGAAACCCCUCUCCUUAUUGACUAGCAAAGGAAGGCAUGGAGGGGGUGGUCUGCCUUGAGUAGCCCCCCUGAAUUGACAGACCAGAGAGAGCGCAGCGUUGAGCUCCCAGAUAGAUCCUUGAAUUCUUGAGCCUGUUGGAAACAACAUUGGCUAGGAGGAACAUGCAAGGGACUUAGCCGCAUUCUUGCUGCUUGUAGCCAAAGGGCCGUUAUAGUAUAAAUCACAGGGGGAAAAGCAGGGAGGUGGGUUAAAACAUAUCAUUAAGCAGUUAGUGGGGUUCUGCCACAGAACGUAAAAAUCAAAUGUCCAAUGAACAAUAAGCUGGUUGUUCCGCCACAAUCCACUUCCUUGAGAGAGAAACCAUUUGGGGCAUAGGGAUGCUAUGAGGCAGGAUGGAGGUAACCCUGAACAUUGCCCUCUUUUAGAGUGGAGGCGAGCAGCCUUUUUUUGGCACGGCAGGCCAGGUCUUUUAACCAUCCCCUCAACCCUGCUGGCCGACUUUCGACAGGUGGGUAGGACCACCUGGUGGCAGAAUGGCCUCAGGGCGAUCGACACCUCUACCAGAAAACUGCAUUAUACGCUAGGAGUCUGAGAGUCUUUAGGGAGAGGAGAAGGAGUUACAGAAUCUGAACGCACCUGCCCCUUUUUUGUGCCGCAGUUGUUUCCCAGGAAGCCCAUGCAAGCACAGCCGUCGGCUGUGUCGCUGCCUGCUAAACUCUGCACCUCCAAUCUCAAAACUUGGCUGCCACGUUCUCUUGAAAAGCCCCGGUAGUUUUGUCUGUCCCUUAGGCGAAUUGCUGAGCAGCUCCUCGCGCCUCUUGCGUGUAUGUUCCUUCGACGCUCCCUCAUCCAUCCAGCUUCUCUCCUUUUGGGCUAAAAACCUCGAUACUUGUAGUGAAGCUGUGAACUAACGUCUCCUCGACCUUUUUAUUUUUUCCAUUGCUUGUAUAAUCAGUGUUGUAGAAACUUAAUCUGUGCAUACUGUUUGGAGAGGCAGUGUUCUCCAGAGGGAAUCCUCCCGUUCCCCACCACCACCACCAGGACCCACCAGUAUCGAUAUGGCAGGUGGCUAGUCCGCAGACCCUUCUCCAAACCUUGAUCGGUUCCUGCGCUGGAAUUUCCCGGCUUAGCAAGUUGGCGUCGAAUCGGGGAACCUUUUUGUAAGCAGAAGGGGGGAAAGCUCAGUUGCGCUCAGGGGAAAUGCGAGCUCCACCAGGCAACUCCCUGGCUUACAAAGAAUGCUGAACUCGGGCUUUCUCUAUCAUCGCAGCCUGCCAUACUGAAGGGGUUCAGUGGGGCAGGCCUUUUGUGGCGUCCCCCAGAUGCUGUUGGUAUGAGGGUCCUUCCAUCGUCCCCAGUCAGUUUGGCCAAGUCUCCAGGGGUGGUUAGCGUUACAACCUGGCAACAUCUGGGGAAUAAUAAUAAUAAUUUAUACCCAGCCCAUCUGGCUGGGUUUCCCCAGCAACUCUGGGCAGCUUCCAACAGAAUAUUAAAACACAAUAACCUAUUAAGCAUUAAAUGCUUCCCUAAACGGGGCUGCCUUCAGAUGUCUUCUAAAAGUCUGGUAGUUGUUGUUCUCUUUGACAUCUGGUGGCAGGGCAUUCCACAGGCCGGGAGCCACCACAGAGAAGGCCCUCUGCCUGGUUCCCUGUAACCUCGCUUCUCGCAGGGAGGGAACCGCCAGAAGGCCCUCGGGAGAUGGACCCCGGUGUCCGGGGUGGAGACGCUCCUUCAGGGAUACUGGACCAAGGCCGUUUAGGGCUUUCAAGGUCAGCACCAACACUUUGAAUUGUGCUCGGAAACGUACUUGUGUCCUGGAGGCUGACCCGGACCCUUUCAAACUCCUGCCUCCCUCGUCACCCCACGUGACUGUUAUAUGUGGUCACGAUCCGGAGUUUGCCCUCUUGCCUGUGAAUCCCUCUGUUGCAAUACUGCCUCUCCCUCUUAGUUAUACCUUACUUAAGUAAAGUGCUCUUCUUUUUACUGUUGUGUUCCACUAGGUUUAAACAAAAAAAAACCACCAAAAACCAACCAACCACAACCUAUUAACUAGUUUUUCCUCUGUAAAACCGAAGUAUUGUACGUUUUUAGAAAUCUAUAAAUCUUUUACUGAUGGAACACUACAUAUUUCUUUUAUGUAUUUACUGACCUAUGUUUUUUGCUACUUUUUUUUCCUUUUCUCUCCACCCCCAUCCCUCAAUUAUUAUUAUUUUUCCCCCCCUUCUCCCCGAUCCGGAAUUUCUUUGCCAACUGACUGCACGGUACUUCUGCUUCCUGUUGUUGCUUGAAACAAAUAUAUUUUUUAUAUAUUAUUUUUUUAAUAAAACAAAUACCCCCCUCAAACCAAAACCAAACCAAAAAAAACACAAAAAAAAACCUUCCUGCUCUUCGGAAACCAACCUGCCCUUCAAUAUUAACCAUCUUGAAAACUUCAUCAUCCAUCAACCAAUUUCGCCAUUUCCUGCGGGGACUCUACCUUUCCUUCGUUGUCGACGAUUUACGCAACCUCCGCUCUCCCCUCCGAUUCCUUACCUCUUCCCUGUCUCUCCGCUGCCUUGCCUCUGCUGUUCUCUAAAGAGAGUUACACCCCAAUGCCUCUUUAUUCUUUUCGGUACGUUAUCAUUCACACUUUUUUUAUUACCUUUUUUAAAAUGUUAUUAUUUCACUUUGAGGUUUUGCUUUUCGGCGGAGGGUGGGGGUUGGGGAAGGGGCGGCGGGAGGGGUUUUGCCGCUUCGAACGGAUGCUUUUUAUUAUUUGCGUUACCCUAGCUUUAGUCCCCCCCGUUUUUAAAUCAUUUUUUUGUUUGUUUGUUUCGUACAUCAUCGUGCAUGGUUUUGAUUGCUUUGCAUGCCUGUUUCGUUGGGUCAGGAAGAGAGAGCAUGUGCAGAUCGCCCCUCCAGGCCUCCACGGGUGACUUUUUGGGGGGCACAACCCCCACCCCCAAAGAUAAAACAUGUGUUUUAUAACUCCACCUAAAGAUCGUUCCACCUUUUUUUCUGCUGCUGAGCAGAACAAAACCCAACUUUCGAGCGGGAGUGAGAGCAAUGGUGGGGGGUUUGGAAGUGCCUUGAUUGGAUUUUGGGCUAGAGGCAAGCGGAUUUCUUCCUUGAUAACCUCCUUUUUUUCACCACCGCCCCCUCUUCCCUUGCUUCCUCCCAAGGCGUGUAUGGUGAUGUGCAGAGAGUGAAGAUCUUGUUCAAUAAGAAAGAAAACGCCUUGGUUCAAAUGGCAGAUGGCAAUCAAGCCCAGCUGGGUAAAUAAUAAAAUUAUUAUUAAUUAAUUAAUCCCCUCUUCUCUGAGGGUUGGGGAAUAGUAGUGGUGCUAACAAAGGGAGCUGCCUUCUGUGUUGUAGUUUAUUAAAUUUGUAUACAGUGGUACCUUGGUCCUCGAACAGGCUUGACUCCCGAAUGCUGCAGACCCGGAAGCAAGUGUUCCGGUUUGCAAAUGUUUUUCGGAAGCCACACCUUGGUUUUCGAACAGUUUCAGGUGUGGAACGGAUUAAGUUCAAGAACCAAGGUACCACUGUCCUCCCAUUCAUCUGAAGAUCGCGGGCGCUUCACAACGUAAGAAUACAAUUGUGAAACCACCAAAUAGAUAGCAAAACAAUCGCCCCCAUCCCCUGCAACAGAUAGAUCGAAAAAGGCCAUAGAAUCAGCCAAACGUCUGGUUGAGGAGAAUCGUUUUUGCCCGGCUCCUAUAAACGCAUAAUGAAGAUUUAGGGGCCCGUGUGUAGGGUAAAAUCGCUCCAGCCAACGCAAAGGGGUUAGAUCCAGAGUUGCACUCCUGCAAUUGGAAGGGCUCCUUCCAUCCUCAGGAGGGACUGAGACGCAGCAGGGGGUUUUGCAUUUGGGAAAGUCGGGAGGCGAUUUCUGCCAUUUCCCACAGAGCCCCCAGCGCCACCUUCCCAUUGGUUAUGGGACACAGUGGAGUUUGGGUUGCAAUGAGCUAACCAUUGCUUGCAGCAGACCCACGGAGAUUAACAUUCCUAACCAGUUUUGGUCCAUUUAUCUCAGUGGGUCUGCUGUGAGUAAGAGUUACUGCAUUUUUUGCUGUAUAAGACCCACUUUUCCCCUCCUAAAAAGUAAGGGGAAAUGUGUGUGCGUCUUAUGGAGCGAAUGCAGACUGCACAGCUAUCCCAGAAGCCAGAACAGCAAGAGGCAUUGCUGCUUUCGCUGCACAGCGAUCCCUCUUGCUGUUCUGGCUUCUGAGAUUCAGAAUAUUUUUCUUCUUGUUUUCCUCCUCCAAAAACUAGGUGCGUCUUGUGGUCUGUUGCGUCUUACAGAGCAAAAAAUACAGUAGUUUGAUGCAAUCACCACCUUCUGUUCCUCUGCCCCUGGGCAUUUCCGCAAAGCCAGACUGUUGGUUUCUGUAGCUUACAAUCAGACCUGGAGUUGGGGGUGGGGUGUUUCUCCAGUGUUUCCUCUUGCCCCCCCCCAAAAAAAACCUUUCGUGGGGCACAUCUGGGUCUGCUCUGCCCUAGGAACUUAGAUACAGCCGCAUCGUUUCCUUAACACUCUCUCUUCCUCUCUCUCCAGCCAUGAGCCACCUCAAUGGUCAAAAGCUUCACGGAAAGCCCAUCCGCAUCACUCUGUCAAAGCACCAGACAGUACAAUUGCCCCGCGAAGGGCAGGAAGACCAGGGGCUGACCAAGGACUACGGCAACUCUCCCCUCCACCGUUUCAAGAAGCCAGGCUCCAAGAACUUCCAAAACAUUUUCCCCCCUUCUGCCACCCUCCAUCUCUCCAAUAUUCCGUAAGUCGUUGCUUUGGCGAUCCCUCGUAGCCGAGUAAGAUUGCCUUCCAUGAACACAGUUUUCAAAAGAGAGUCCAUAAGGGGCUGUGGAGGCCAGUUCUGGAUCCACAUGUCCUUCCACAGUGGGGACAUAGGUUUCCAGGCAGCAGUUGAUCAUGGCGAGGGUUUGCUAAGCGUGCCUUCCUCUUAGCACGUUUCUCCCUUGUGUCCUGAGUUCGAGUGUCUUCAAAGCCCAUGACACCUUUGGGAAAGGCUGUUCUCCAACUGGAGCGCUCGCAGGCCAGUGUUUCCCAGUUGUCGGUGUUUAUACUACAUUUUUAAAGAUUUGCCUUGAGAGAGUCUUUGAACCUCUUUUGUUGACCACCAGCAUUACGCUUUUCAUUUUUAAGUUUGGAAUAGAGGAGUUACUUUGGGAGACUUUCUUUGAUAUAUCAGGACCUAAUAUCUCAAUGUGAAGCAAGCAGUGAAUUUCAUGUUGAUUUUUCCAGAGGUUGUUGAAUUGGGCCCUUUGAAUGUGUGAAGCGACUCCAGAGCCUGGACCUUAACAUAAUCAUCUUCCCCUUCUGUUCCCGCAGGCCUUCGAUAAUCGAAGACGACCUCAAGCUGCUGUUUUCCAGUAACGGCGGGGUGGUGAAAGGCUUCAAAUUCUUCCAGUAAGUGUGGGUCCCUGUUGCCUUGCGGAAGCUGCUGCUGGGGAGGAAAGCGGGUAGCUAAAGGAGGCUCAGGGUCCCUGUUCACGGCUACUACUUUGCUGCAUUGGGCGGAUGAGCUCGGCAUCAGAAAUUUAAGAUGCAGGCCGGGCCUCCAGCUUCCUGGAGCCCAGGCAGAUUGCCCUCUAAGAGCAGGGCUCUGAAAUGUCUUCCCUUUUCCUGGCAUGAGGAUCUGCACUGGGCCAGUUGCCUGCGGGUCUCUAGUUACAGCGUUAUUCAGACUGCAGGCUCCUUCUUUCCCCCACACCUCAGAGGGAAGGAGCCGCAACACAGCGGCACGGAAAAUACUUUUUGAUGGGUCCCCCAUACCUGAUCACCAACAUUCCCCUAGUUCAUUGUUCCCCCGAUCUGAUUCGGGACACAUUUCAAAUUCAACCUUGGUUUUGAUCCAGAUCACAAAAGCUGAAAUGGAGUGGCUUGCCCCGUGGCGAGGCAGCCCGCUAAACGGCCAGCCUUCCCUCUCCGCUGUUUGCCGUAGGGCUGCAGAGUUGGAAAGGGACCCCCAGAGGUCAUCCAGCCCCACCCCCGGGAUUGCCAGCUCCUGUCCUCUCUCUUCCUUGGCCUUGAACUUGGAACGGGUAUCUCGCGCGUGGUCUCUCUGUGUGCUCUCCCCCCUUCUCUGACCCAGAACGCUUUUGUUUCCCCGGGCAGGAAAGACCGCAAGAUGGCUCUCAUCCAAAUGAGCUCCGUCGACGAGGCCAUCCAAUCGCUCAUCGACCUCCACAACCACGACCUGGGCGAAAACCACCACUUGCGCGUCUCCUUCUCAAAGUCCACCAUCUAGGCGGGGUUUAUCCGGAGGCGCCCGCGCGGCAGAAUAUGGACCCUGACUGAGAAACAAAACAAAACAAGCCAGCGCCAGCCCCACCCUUCCUGGUGGCCUCGACAUCCUUUUUUCCCCAAGGGCUGGGCCACCGGCAUCGGGGUGGGACAACUUCCGUCAUUCCAGAAACAAAAUAAGAAGCCACUUUAAAGAGAGAGAGAUUGAGAUUGCAGCAGAAGUGACCUUAAAAAAGACAACAGAUUUUAUUUUUUUAAAGAUGAAACAGUUUACCGGGUGUUCCUUUUUAUAAAAAGAGAAAUGCAAGUUCUUAAUUCAUGUCGCUAUAACCUUUCUUGCAGUGAGUGGGGUUGGCUAUAAUAGAUUUGACCAAGAAAAAAACAAACCAUAAACUUAGAAGUUUGCAGUUCUUGGUUAGAAGCCUCUCCGGGAGUUUCUCCCCCCUCUUAAGAAAAUAGCAAAAACCCACCCAUUCCCAGAAAGCUUACCAGCUUCGCAGCAAUGCCUUUUAUCCUCGAGUCUGACCCUUUCCUAGAAUACAUUUUUUUCCUGAACACAGAUGCCUUCCUUUGUUGGGGGGGGGGGGAGCCCUUUCCCCUAAGCCUUGCAUCAAGCAUCCUGUGCCUUAGAAGCUUUUUCUGUAAAAAUAAGGGGGGGGGGGGGGACAGCAGCCAUUGGAAAAAUUCUUAAAAGUUACGAAGAGGGGGGUGGGUGGUGGAGAAAGCCUUACCUUCCUCUAAUAUAUCUCUGCGUAAAACGUUUCUUAACUUGCAGACGGAGUUGGGUUCCCUCCAGCCCGCAAAGUUCGCAAAAUCUGGCCGAUAAUGUAUUUGUGCUUGAAUUUGGGGGGGCUUCCUUUGCCCCACCAGUCAGCAUUUCAGCGAAAAGGGGGUUCCCCUUUUCGCAUUAAGUAUUCCCCAAAGCUGCGGAAACUGUAAAUUAGUUAAACCGGAGCAGCCAGCUUCUCCAAAUCUGUGUUCAGAAUCUUAAUUUGGGGCUCAUCCUAUAAAAGGGUUGGUUUAAGAUUCCUUUGUAACCUCGAUUUCACUCUUUAACCACCAGCAUAUAUCUCCGAUCUCAAACUAUUAGUAGUUUCAGCUUCUUGUUUUAACCCCUUUCCUACUAUAAUUUUGUUCUACAAUGCAGUCUUAUCUUUGCCUAGCAAUAUUUCCAGUUGACCAAAUAUUCUAAUUAAUUCAUACGUAUAUAUCUAUAUAUGCAAAAUGCAAUAGCGUAACUUUUUUUAUAUAUAGAUGGUAUAAAUAUAUCUAAACCUGCUCUUUCUAUUACCCAUGUACUCUUGUAAUUUUUUUUUUCUUCGUAAGCUGGAAAAAAAAACCCCAACUAGCACAUAAUUUUAGUUUUAUCGAGAUGAAGUCGUUUCCGAAGAUUAACGUUGUACUUUGAAGAAGUAUUUAAAGUAGCGAAUUCCAGUUGUUUUGAGAGGAGGAAAGGACCCACAUUUAAAAGAAGUCAUCUUACUGUAAUAAUCCAAGCUUAUCUAUAUUAUUUAAAGAAAUGCAAAUUUUCUUCCUCUCCACCAAGAUAGUACCUAAAAACACAAUUCUUCUGUGACCUCCAACUUUCCCUGGUUGAUAUAUUGCCUUCUUUAUAUUCCGAUGUUGCCUUACAUUUCCCUCUCGGCUCGUGUGAGAUUUUAAGAUAACCAGAAUCUUUGUACUUAAUAUCAGGGUUAUAGUUCCUCAAAUUGUGGACCAAAGUUGUUGUUUGGUUUUUUUUUUCUCUUUCUCUUUGACGUAUGUGGUGUUGUCUCUCGAGUCGCCCACAUUCCCUGCUUCGCGGGAUCUGUUGGACGACUUGCUUUUUUCCCCUUUUGUCACUGUGGGUUUUGUAAAGGAAAGAAAAAAGUCUUAAAUCUUUUUUUUUAGAAUAAUCUAUAUAUCCAUCCCAGUAUCACGGGGAUGCAAUCUAUGCUGGAGGUGUGUAUGGAUGUCUUUUUGAGUCCGGAUUUGUCCUUGGGCCGCCCGCGUAAAGGGGGAGGGGAGAGCCUCUCAGCCGGCAGCCCUCCCUGGGCCUCGCAAUAAUGCCAUCCGCGGAAAAGAAUCUCGCGCCAGUGGCGAGGGCCGAUCCGAAGCCGUCGGGCGGCCCUCGCUUUCUCGGCUGACCCUGUGCACAUCGCCUUUUGUGCAUGUUUUCUUGGGGGAAGAGGCAGGGGGCCAUUUGAUUUGGCGGGCGGCCGUCUCCCCUGCCUGCUUGCCCCCCGAUCCAUAGCUGGCGUCGAGGGCACGGGUCGGCCUUCCCAGCAAGUCAGCGCCACUUUCCGGGUUGAGAAACGUAGCACCACCAACCCCUUCCUUCGCCCGGCUCCACAGGCAACGGGCUCCGGAGGGGGAAGCGGGGUCUGGGGUGGGGCGUCUCGUUCAGCGCGGCGUGGAGGUCCGUAGCCGCGUGCCCCCCACGCCGGUUGAUUUAGGAAGAAGGGGGCCACCGUUGGACCCCGCGGCGAGGCAGCCCCCCCCCCCCAGCAGCACCCAGCAAAAGUACCACUUUAAAUGCUAACCUUUGUUAAGAACGAUCUCGAGCGUCGUUUUAAUGUUUUAAAAAGCGUGCUUUGCGUCUUGGGGGAGCCUGCUCGGACAUCGCAACCCCUCUCCCUGCUGACGUGUUUUUUUUCUUUUUAAGAAAUAGCUUGAGAAUCUGUCAGCAAACCUUUGAGGGCUUCUAUAUCCGUGUGUGUUGAGUUGCUAUGUUUUCAGACGCACACAGGCGUAUAGCAGUUUAACUGGGUUGCAGUGGGGGGGAGAGAAGGGGGUUUCAUCUUUCCUCUUUUUCCCCUGGUUCCCCCCCCCCUUCUCCUUUUCGAUCCUGUGUUUUUUUUUGCAUGUAAAUGUGAGUAAUGAGGAAAAAAAGGUGUAAAUAUUUAUAAUUUUUUAUACCUGUUGUAAGACAUGAGGGGGCAGCAGAACCCACGUUUUUUGGUAAAACAGAUGUAUUGUAUAUUUUGAUAACCAGCUUAUUACAAGGUUCAGUAUUGGGGGCUGGGCAGGGCUUACCAUUCGUGUCAGAAAUUCCAUCGCCUGGCUCACGAGGGAAAAAAAUGUAAUGCAAAAAAAGAAAAGAAAAAAGAAAUUAAAACUAUUCUAUACUGAACGUAGUACUUUUUCUUCUGUAGCCCAUUACUUAUUUUUCUUGUUUGGAUUGUAGAAAGCAGUCGAUUGGCUUAUCUGUACUUCUUUUUAUUUUGGCUCUCAAUAAAUGUCUUCUGUAUUCUUU